CCGUUCGUCCUCCACGGACUAGGGGCCAGAUUGGUCGUCGCGAGCACGGCGUAGAAAGGGCAAACGAGUUUCUGGGCGUUCUCAGUAACGCGCACGGGAACUACACCUUGGCGGACCCGGACUUCGUGGACAUGAUCGACCUGGGGCGCGAGGGGAGGGCGUACACGGGGGUCGGGUUUUCGAGGGUCCAGGCGGGCAAUCUCUGCGGCAACCCCGAGGCGAAGGCGGUCACGGCGCUCGUCUUUGGGGUAUUCGCCGUCCUCUUGCUGGUGGGGACCAUUUCCGUCGUCGUGGUGGCCCGCUGGCGCCGUCGAAACCGGGGUGGUGGUCUCGAGACGGUAGAUGGGAGCCGCCUUGGCUUCAAUCGUUGGGCGCUCUACCUUUGGGGAGCUGCAUUGGGCGUUCUACCCGUGGUGGACGUUGUCACCGACCUCCUGGUGCUGAGCGAGGUUUGGGGGGCGUGGCCAAUGUGGGUGGUGUUGGCGUCGGUCUGUGCGCCGUUCGUUUGGGGGUCUUACGCGGUGGCUAAGGCUUGGUCGUCGACCGUGAGUCCAGUGCGCGGGUUGAAGGGUUUGCGGGCGAGAUGGCUGUGGCCCCUGCCAACUCUGGACGAUUGGCAGCCGAGGACCUCGGACGGGUGGUCCCCGCGCGCCGAGGUUUGGGCGAUCCUACUGCUGCCCCUGGGCCUCUUGGGCGUGCUCGUCCAGGACCUGCUGUCCGUGGCGGAGAGGUUCGGGCUUCAUCUGGCGACCGGGGACCAGAUUGUCGUGUUCGAGCACUAUCACGAGUCCCGGGUGUUGGUCGAGCUGCUUCUAGAGUCGCUGCCCCAGGCGCUGUUCCAGACCGGACUGUACAUAGUAGGGAGCUCGAGGGCGACCCGCAUCUACAUCGACCAGCGCAUUUUCGUGCAGUCCAUCGUGGUAUCGUUGUGUAGUCUGUCGGUGCAGUACUGCACUAUGCUCUGGGAGGCGGUGUACGAGGGCAGGUCGCUGGUCAAGGUGUUCCGGGACCGUUUCGAGAGCGCGGGGCAGCCGAGUCUCGUGACGGUAUCCACCGCGGCGAGCGAGGAUGAAGAAGUGGAGGGGUUGAGUCAAAAGGUGGCCAGUUGA
Messenger RNA from Klebsormidium nitens, 1109 nucleotides. The record is from the annotation of a GenBank genome assembly. NCBI's taxonomy places the organism in Eukaryota, Viridiplantae, Streptophyta, Klebsormidiophyceae, Klebsormidiales, Klebsormidiaceae.